Molecule: messenger RNA, 275 nt
Organism: Cylicocyclus nassatus
Lineage: Eukaryota; Metazoa; Nematoda; Chromadorea; Rhabditida; Strongylidae
Source: the annotation of a GenBank genome assembly
CAGGUCUACAUAUUCUGCCGAAAAGAACGAUGAAACUUUUCCUGAUACUGAGUAUUUUCGUAAUUUGUGCGGCAGAACUAAGAGUUUUGUGGAGAUGUGAAACAAUAACAGCACACCCACCACGCUGCGAAAAAUUCACGCAGUUUCACCGCUUGAACCUGAGGAUUGCAAUUUCUCCUGAGAUUAUUUACGAAAGAAAAGAGGACUGCGAAAAAAAUUGCCUGUACUGGGCGAGCAAACAUGGAUGGACAGUGACAUUGACUAAGAAGCACUGA